UAUUGAAUUAAAUGGCAGCACAACAAAUACUGGCUUAAAACCUGGCAAUGACAACCAUUUCUAAUGGACUAUAAACAGAAUAGCCUAAUAACCACGUCAUUGUAUAAAAACAAAUUACAAGUUGAAUCAAUAAUACGUGUUAAAUAAUAGAUAUGUAUUAAAUAUAAAUCAUAAAAAUGAACAAUAGCGACAAGACAUGUGUGAACAAGAGACACUACUUGUGUAAUGUCUGCGACAAAUCGUUCAACCAAGCCUGCAAACUGGCAGUACACCAGAGAAAACAUACCGGGGAGAAACCGUACCUAUGUGACGUUUGUGGCUUGAUGUUUCGGCAGAGCAACAACUUGACAGAACACAAGAAAAUACACACCGGAGACCAACUAUACCCGUGCGAUGUGUGUGACCAGAGGUUCACCAGUACCAGCCAUCUAACGGUCCACCAGAGGAAACAUUCAGGGGAGAAACCUUAUCCCUGCGAUGUGUGUGAAAAGAGGUUCACCAGUAACGGCCAUCUAACGGUCCACCGGAUGAAACAUACAGGAGAGAAACCUUACCCGUGCGACGGGUGUGAAAUGAGGUUCACCACUAACAGCCAGUUAACGGUCCACCGGAGGAAGCAUACAGGAGAGAAACCAUAUCCGUGCGACGGGUGUGAAAUGAGGUUCACCAGUAACAGCCAGUUAACGGUCCACCGGAGGAAACAUACAGGGGAGAAACCUUACCCCUGCGAUGUUUGUGAAAAAUCGUUCAGACAACAAUGUAACCUAGCAGAACACAAGAGAAUACACACCGGAGAGAAACCAUACUCGUGCGAUGUCUGUGACCAUAGGUUCACAAGUACCAGCCAUUUAACGGUCCACCGGAGGAAGCAUACAGGAGAGAAACCAUAUCCGUGCGACGGGUGUGAAAUGAGGUUCACCAGUAACAGCCAGUUAACGGUCCACCGGAGGAAACAUACAGGGGAGAAACCUUACCCGUGCGAUGGGUGUGAAAAGAGGUUCACCAGUAACAGCCAUCUAACAAUCCACCGGAGGAAACAUACAGGGGAGAAACCUUACCCGUGCGAUGUGUGUGAAAAGAGGUUCGCCAGUAACAGCCAUCUAACGGUCCACCGGAGGAAACAUACAGGGGAGAAACCUUACCCGUGCGAUGGGUGUGAAAUGAGGUUCACCACUAACAGCCAGUUAACGGUCCACCGGAGGAAACAUUCAGGAGAGAAACCUUACCCAUGUGAUGGGUGUGACCAGAGGUUCAUCAGUACCAGCCAUUUAACGGUCCAUCGGAGGAAACAUACAGGGGAGAAACCUUACCCCUGCGAUGUUUGUGAAAAAUCGUUCAGACAACAAUGUAACCUGGCAGAACACAAGAGAAUACACACCGGAGAGAAACCAUACUUGUGUGAUGUGUGUGACCAGAGGUUCACCAGUACCAGUCAUCUAACAGUCCACCGGAGGAAACAUACAGGGGAGAAACCUUACCCGUGCGAUGGGUGUGAAAAGAGGUUCACCAGUAACAGCCAUCUAACGGUCCACCGGAGGAAACAUACAGGGGAGAAACCUUACCCCUGCGAUGUUUGUGAAAAAUCGUUCAGACAACAAUGUAACCUGGCAGAACACAAGAGAAUACACACCGGAGAGAAACCAUACUUGUGUGAUGUGUGUGACCAGAGGUUCACCAGUACCAGUCAUCUAACAGUCCACCGGAGGAAACAUACAGGGGAGAAACCUUACCCGUGCGAUGGGUGUGAAAAGAGGUUCACCAGUAACAGCCAUCUAACGGUCCACCGGAGGAAACAUACAGGGGAGAAACCUUACCCGUGCGAUGGGUUAUUAGAAGUUAACCAGUGACAGCGAAUUAACGUUUGCGACAAAUAGUUCAGCCAAAGCAAUACCUGAGAACACACAAGCAAACGCACACGUGAGAGAAACUUUUUUCCAAAUGAUGUGUAUGACUAAUAAAAUCCAAUGUUGACGGCCCACUCGAUGGAAACACACCACAGUGGAACGAUUUUAGGAUGGAUAUUUUUUAGUUGAAUUUAGCCUUGGUUAACUAUUUUUGUUGUUUUUAAAUUUAAAAUAACCAUUAUAUA
This is a messenger RNA of Acyrthosiphon pisum (pea aphid), 2089 nucleotides long. Its product is annotated as zinc finger protein 271-like. Lineage: Eukaryota; Metazoa; Arthropoda; Insecta; Hemiptera; Aphididae. Gene Ontology annotation, biological process: regulation of transcription by RNA polymerase II. The transcript has a single exon. Gene Ontology annotation, molecular function: RNA polymerase II cis-regulatory region sequence-specific DNA binding; DNA-binding transcription factor activity, RNA polymerase II-specific. The record is from RefSeq and is a predicted model, not a curated record. The coding region runs from base 177 to 1847 and encodes 556 amino acids.